AACCCGGAAGUGACGUGUCGGUUGGUGGCAACGUCAAACAGAUUUGUCCUCUAUUUACCAGCAGCCUCCUGCACGAUCAUCUGGGUGUUCCAGCAUAUAUACAGCUUUCUGUUAUUAUUUAAUACUUGACUGGAACAAUGGCAGGCACUUUGGCUCGUAAAGCUAUCGAUCACCUCCGUAGUAAGGAGUUCAGAGAUUAUCUGAUGAGCACGCACUUUUGGGGUCCAGUGGCAAACUGGGGGCUGCCGAUCGCCGCCAUCAACGACAUGCAAAAAAGCCCAGAGAUCAUCAGCGGACGCAUGACCUUCGCUCUGACCUGCUACUCACUGCUGUUCAUGAGAUUCGCUUACAAAGUGCAGCCGAGGAACUGGCUCCUGUUCGCCUGCCAUUUCACCAACGAGGGAGCGCAACUCAUUCAGGGAGGACGCUUGAUCAAGUACAACAUGGAGAAGAAAAUGGCGAAAUGAUGAGCAGCCAUGAACCGCAGAAGAAUUCUGUCCAUUGCUAGCAGAUCACAGCUUUCAGAAAUAUUAUUUCCAUUAGGUUUUUAUCUGAUUAACUGAUUUACACACAAUCGAUUUCCCAUGCUAACUGAGGAUACAAGUUUUCUGACUAGAUAACAAUAAAUUGUAUAUAAAACUUUUAGAGGACUGUUACUACGCACAUUAGACUUUUUUUCAAGAAAGAUGCACAUCAAGCUACUGAUUUCAAAAAAAUUGUCAUUUACGGUAAUUUAUUGUGAAACUCGGCUAAGAAGUGGAUAUCAGGUUAACCUCAGACCUUGUAGUAAAUAAAAGUUGAUUAACUUCA
Silurus meridionalis is the source of this 810-nucleotide messenger RNA. RefSeq names its product mitochondrial pyruvate carrier 1 (gene mpc1). Gene Ontology annotation, cellular component: mitochondrial inner membrane. Gene Ontology annotation, biological process: pyruvate import into mitochondria. Lineage: Eukaryota; Metazoa; Chordata; Actinopteri; Siluriformes; Siluridae. The transcript is spliced from 5 exons. The record is from RefSeq and is a predicted model, not a curated record. Bases 138 to 467 code for a protein of 109 amino acids.